CCAGCUCCCAGCGCUGUUCAGUGCCCGGCGCAACCCCAGGAGGAUGCAGCUGCUGUCUGUACGGCGACCUCAGCAUGGCCUUUGAGGGCGUGUUGUACAACCUCGAGAAUGAGCAGCAGUUCUGGGAUGAGCUGGACGAGAUUGUUUCCACGCGCUGCAGCGACCACGAGAGAAUAGACGAUGCCCUGCGCUCGUAUCUCAGCUUCACUACCGAAUUCAGAGCCGAGUACCUCUCUACUGAAGACGACAUCACCAAGUGUAGUCGCCGUCUCAUAGAAGGCGACCUCUUUGCGAACCACAAAGACUAUGUCCGCCGGCAAAUUGUGUAUUGCAUACUACAGGAGGACGAUAACCCAACUCUCCAUCUAGUCGCGACCUUUCUGCUGGUCGAUGGCAGCAAUCACGAUGCCACCUUCGAGAUGAUGCAGGCCGAGGGCGCCUUCUCGCGCCUAGUCGAGCUCGUACAACGCCCGGAAGUUGAAGCGGAUAUGGACUUGCACCAGCUUCUCUUGAAGCUCUUGUAUGAAAUGUCACGAAUACAGAAGUUGAGCUGGGACGAUCUGGUGGCUGUAGAUGAUGCUUUCGUUCUGCGUCUCUUUCAAAUCAUAGAGGGGGCUUCAUACGACGUUGACGAUCCUUACCACUACCCCGUAAUUCGCGUUCUGCUGGUCCUGAACGAGCAAUACAUGAUUGCAUCCACAUCUUCGGCCACCGUUUCUCCGCCACCAAGAGUAACCAACCGCGUAAUAAAGGCCCUCUCCACCCACGGCUUAAGCUACAAGACCUUCGGAGAAAACAUCAUUCUCCUCUUGAACCGCGAGUCCGAGUUGUCCCUCCAACUGCUAAUCCUCAAGCUCCUCUUUCUCAUAUUCCAGUCAUCAUCCACGGCCGAGUAUUUUUAUACCAACGAUCUCCACGUGUUAAUAGACGUCAUUCUGCGCAACCUUUUAGACCUUCCCUACGACGAACCACGCGCAGAGUCUCUACGCCACACCUACCUCCGCGUUCUCCAUCCGCUACUAGCAAAUAGUCAAGUCAGCCGGCCGCCUCACUACAAACGUACCGACAUCCUCCGCCUCCUUAACAUGCUAGCGACAAGUGGCACCCAUUUCGCUCCUAUCGACGACACGACACUCCGCCUCGUCAAGCGCUGCACCACCGUUCCCUGGCUUCAAGAAGCCGGUAACCCCUCCCGCUCGAAUUCUUACUCAGACGCCGAAGGCGGCGCGAGCGCCCCCUUGACCCCACUUUCCGGAUCCCAUGAAAACAAUGCAAUCGGCGAGGGCCAGAGGGAGCUUGCAAGGCGCAUGCUAGGCAUGAGUGUGAAGGCUGGAAACGAAAGCGCGACAAGUGUUGUCGCGGUGGCUGCACAUACGGCGAGGCCUGGGAUACAAACACCGAGCAAAGUGCGAGAUGCGCAGGAGGACUAGGUUGAGAUAGCAACGACUUGAAGAAUUUUCCAUGGUCAGCAUUAUCGGCAGGAUCUUUAGGCAUAUUAUGUUGAGCUGGAUAGAGUGAAUGCAUCGUGGGCGGCGUUUAUCGAUCACGUGGAGCGUUAUGGUAUGCGAGGUUUUGGAAUUCAUCUUUUCUUCAGUGGGGAGUGGCGGGAGAAGUUCUCUUAAUGGCGUAUUGUAGAUGAGGAUUCAAGAUAUCCAGGGCGGAGUAUAUAGUAACCACACAAGCUUACCUCAACAGUAUCCCCUUGGCAUGUCCUUCGCAUCUAUACAUACAAAAAGUUCUUCCGUGGUCAGAUUC
Messenger RNA from Mytilinidion resinicola, 1755 nucleotides. RefSeq lists its product as uncharacterized. The transcript is spliced from 6 exons. Gene Ontology annotation, biological process: endocytosis; actin cortical patch localization; actin cortical patch assembly. The record is from RefSeq and is a predicted model, not a curated record. Gene Ontology annotation, cellular component: actin cortical patch. Lineage: Eukaryota; Fungi; Ascomycota; Dothideomycetes; Mytilinidiales; Mytilinidiaceae. The coding region runs from base 75 to 1430 and encodes 451 amino acids. Gene Ontology annotation, molecular function: Arp2/3 complex binding.